CCGAAUAUACUCUAAAUUCCCCCAGAAUUUUAUUCGGUAUUAUUAUCCAAUCCCUGUUUCUAUUUUCAAAUACUUUUGUCAAGUAGGCGAUGCUCUCUCUGUCCUGGUUGAAACCCUAAACAGAGAAACAACUUCAACAAUGGAAACACGGACCCCUGAGGAGGAGGAGGAGGAGGAGGAGGAGAAGAAGAGGUCAAAGGCCAAGGCAGAGAACAACAAUCUGAACGAGAAAAACAGCACAGCCAUGACCAUUGAUUUUCCAGACGAAAUUCUUCACCACAUAUUCUCUUUCCUCCCAAUCAAAUCCCUCACCCAAACCACCCUUCUUUCCAAACACUGGAAUCGCCUCUCCCUAUGGCGUACACACCCUCAUCUCAUCUUCCCCCACAUCUCUCCCUACUACGAGGCUACGGGCCUCGUACCCACGGUGCUAUCUCGCCGUCAACCCGAAUCCAAAAUCACGACCUUUCGCCUCUCCGGUUACAUAAGUUCCUCUUGCUUGCGCGAUUGCAUCGACCGAGUAAUGUACUGCAGAAUCGAACAACUCGAGCUCGGCGUCAAUUUAGACUGUAGCUUUGAUCUCCCCAUGCGUUUGUUCAGGUGCAGCACUCUCAGGGUCCUCACAUUAAAUCACCAAGAUCGUCGAAACCUCGAUGGGCGACAUUUUUCGCUGACAGUUCCGCGUGAGGGUUUCGGGCUUGCUCCUACGGAUUUGCAUACAGCGGUCCACACCUUGUCUCUGACUAAUAUAUAUCUCGUGGAAGGUUCGGAUUUCUUUUUGGGUGGUAAUUUCCCUUUCCUUAGGAAACUGUGCUUGAAAAAUGUUCGAGGAAUGAUUGGCUGUCAUCUCAAUAUCAAAUGUCCAUGCCUAGAAGAUUUGAAACUUGAUGGUUUGGAGAUGAAGGAGUUGGAUGUUUCUGGUGUGAGGUUACUGGAACUUGAACUCAAAAGGCUAGAUAUGACUCAUUCCGUCAAGAUUUUUGCCCCAAGUCUCCGGAGUUUACAUUGGGAAAACCAUGCUAAUGUGGAAAUUACGGCGGAGAGCUUCAAAUGCCUCAAUAAAGGCUUCAUUUGUUUUCUCUACGAACCAGGAAGUGCAGCGCGAUUGCAGGGUGCAUUUAUCUUUCUAUGUGCAAUCCGUUUUGCCCGAUCUAUUUGUUUUGGAAGCCAAGCUCUUGAGAUCUUGGCAAAAAUAGAUCGCGCUGGUGGUCUUCCAUGUUCUUUCAAUAACCUCAGGACUUUGGACCUGGAGACUGACAUGCGCAAACUUGAAAUCGAAGGGAUAGUAUGCUUGCUUAGAAGCUCUCCAAUACUUCACACAAUCACCAUAGAUUCAACCAGUUGGCUCAAUUCCGAAAAUGCGACUUCGAAGGAGGAACGAUACUUGGAAUCUCAAAAGCAAACUUUCAAGUCACUUGAGCAUCACCUAAAGGUAGUAAGGAUUCAUAUUCAAAAUACUAGGAUGCUCACUAGGGUACAUAAGAGCGCAGCCAAUUUAGUGAGGUUUUUUCUUCAACAUGGAAGAGUGUUGCAAGAAAUGACUGUAACUUUGAAGAGCAGACGUGGGGAUCGUCGCAUUCUGCAACCCAGCAUUCGUUCUCGGAUGAUGAAGUUUCCACGGGCAUCUUCUAAUGUCAAAAUCUCUCUUGUUUAUUGGAGGGAAUGAUAAUUUGAGGCCUCAACGGUGAAGAAUGCUUAUUAGACCUUCACUGGCUACAUUAUGAGAUUCCUUCUUUAUUCUUUCUAUUUUGUGGUAUUACUUUUGCUUUUUAAAGUAGAUAGCAAGCUGUGACUUCUUGAUUUUUAAGUUCUUUUUCAAGAAUGCUAAUAUUUAUUGCUGAAUAAUACUCCCUUAGUCUCCAAAUAAGAGUUAAGUAUUUCAUUUUGGGUUA
Molecule: messenger RNA, 1892 nt
Organism: Rhododendron vialii
Lineage: Eukaryota; Viridiplantae; Streptophyta; Magnoliopsida; Ericales; Ericaceae
Product: putative F-box/FBD/LRR-repeat protein At4g03220
Exons: 3
Coding region: 140-1666 (508 amino acids)
Molecular function (GO): protein binding
Source: RefSeq, a predicted model, not a curated record